This is a messenger RNA of Cyclopterus lumpus (lumpfish), 3368 nucleotides long. RefSeq names its product disintegrin and metalloproteinase domain-containing protein 12-like. The record is from RefSeq and is a predicted model, not a curated record. Gene Ontology annotation, biological process: proteolysis. Gene Ontology annotation, molecular function: metalloendopeptidase activity. Lineage: Eukaryota; Metazoa; Chordata; Actinopteri; Perciformes; Cyclopteridae.
AUGGUCCCCACUCAGAAGACAACACUCCUCGCCAGUAAUUGCUCUGGAAUUGAUGUCAUUCCAGUGGGCGACCGACACAGCAGCGGCUCGUGUUGGCUACUUGUAAUGUUUUCACCGGUCGCUCCACAUUCACUUCACAUCUCUCACUUUUUGUUGUUGUUGUUGUUGUUGUUGUUGUUGUUGUUGUUGUUGCGCGAGGCGGCUUUGGACUCGGACGUCUGUGAAUGGGGAAAGUGCACGGAGUUGAAUCAGCUGUCCUCGGGAUUUCCUAAGGCACCCCCCCACCCCCUCCUCACGCUCGAUCAUAUUUCAGGAAGUCAUUUUUUUUUGUUGUUGCGGGGUGGGGUGUGGUGGGGUCGGGGGGGGGGGGGGAUCUUGCACAUCAGCUGUUGUCGGAUUGUAUGAUGGUCGCGCUGCAGUGAAACAGUUGGCCAGUCCCGUCCACGCUUCCAGCCGGGCAUCAUGCAGCUCGCGAGCCGGAGUCUGAAGUUUGUUAUUUUGACAGCACUUCAGGCUUUAUCCAUCUCUGUCUCGGUGUGUGGCAGCGUGCUCUCCAGACCCGCUGAAGGGAAUCUUUUGAGCCCGAGUGUUGGGCACAGACCAACAGCGAAGCAGAAGCACUAUGGGACGACGGUUCCUCUUCGGCUUGUUGGACAAGACUGGAAACCGAUCAGCCGGCUCAAAUCCCAGAGUCACCCUGCAUCACUGAAGCUCCUGAUUGAAGCGGAAGGUGAGCAGCUGCUCUUGGCUCUGGAGAAAAACGAGGGGCUGUUUGCAAGUAACUAUACAGAAACCCAUUACCUGGAAGAUGGAAUGGUGGUCACAGGCUCUCACAACUUCACGGCAAACUGCUACUACCACGGUGAGGUGGAGGGUCACGUCAACUCGGAUGUCAGCCUCGGUACCUGUGCUGGUAUCAAGGGUUUCAUAACUCUUGAAGGCAAAUCCUACGUGCUGGAACCCUCUGCUGAUCACUCCGAUGGGACUCACUGGAUCUACACUGCAGAACACCUCAAUUUCGCCUCCGGCACCUGUGGCCAUGAUUUCAACAUUUCCUACCCCAUUGAACAUGCCGACAGCGGUCCGUUUAGGGCUUUCGGCACACGGCAUAAACGCCACGUCCAGACUACGACGAAAUAUGUGGAGCUGAUCAUCGUGGCUGACAACCGAGAGUUUCAGAAACAAGGCAAGGACAUGGAGAAGGUCAAGCAGCGACUGGCUGAGAUCGCCAAUUACGUGGACAAGUUCUACCGGGCUCUGAAUAUCCGUGUUGCCCUGGUGGGCCUGGAGGUAUGGAGUGAUGUGGACAAGUGCCCCAUCACCCAGGACCCCUUCACCACCUUGCAUGAGUUCCUAGACUGGAGGAAGGUCAAGCUGCUGCCCCAGAAGCCCCAUGACAACGCCCAGCUGAUCAGUGGAGUCUAUUUCCAGGGCACCACCAUCGGUAUGGCACCCAUCAUGAGCAUGUGCACAGCAGAGCAGUCGGGAGGAAUUGUCAUGGACCAUUCGGACAACCCCCUCGGCGCUGCAGUCACUCUGGCCCACGAGCUCGGACACAACUUUGGAAUGAACCAUGACACCCCAGAGAGGGGGUGUGGCUGCAGGGUGACCGUGGAUCGCGGAGGCUGCAUCAUGACUCCCUCCACGGGGUAUCCGUUCCCCACAGUGUUCAGCAGCUGCAGCAAGAAGGACCUCACGGCCAGUUUUGAAAAAGGCGUUGGGAUGUGUCUGUUCAACAUGCCUGAGGUGAAGGUGCUCUACGGUGGGCAAAAAUGUGGCAACGGCUAUGUGGAGGAGGGAGAGGAGUGUGACUGUGGCGAGCUUGAGGAAUGUAUGAAUCCCUGCUGCAAUGCUUCUACCUGCUCUCUGAAAGGGGAUGCUGUAUGUGCACACGGGCAGUGCUGCCAGGACUGUCAGCUGAAGCCAGCAGGCACGUCAUGCCGUGAAUCCAGUAACUCUUGUGAUCUGCCCGAGUUCUGCACCGGCACCAGCCCUCACUGCCCCGCCAACGUCUACCUCCACGACGGCCACACCUGCCACCACGUGGACGGCUACUGUUAUAACGGCAUCUGCCAAACUCACGAGCAGCAAUGCAUCACACUGUGGGGACCAGGAGCAAAGCCGGCUCCGGGCAUCUGCUUUCAAAGGGUCAACUCAGCAGGAGACCCCUACGGCAACUGCGGCAAGGACUCCAAAGGCACCUUUGCCAAAUGUGAAGCACGAGAUGCUAAAUGUGGCAAAAUCCAGUGUCAAGGAGGAGCUAACCGCCCAGUGAUUGGUACCAACGCUGUUUCCAUAGAGACCAACAUCCCCAUGCAGGAAGGGGGAAGGAUACUGUGCCGAGGCACCCAUGUAUACCUGGGCGAUGACAUGCCCGACCCCGGCCUGGUCCUGACGGGGACCAAGUGUGGAGAUGGACUGAUGUGCCUGAAUCGUCAGUGCCAGAACGUCAGUGUCUUCGGCGUGCACGCGUGCUCAGCCAAGUGCAGCAGUCGAGGGGUGUGCAACAACAACAAGAACUGUCACUGCGAGGCUCACUGGGCACCUCCCUUCUGCGGCGAGGCGGGCUUCGGAGGGAGUGUGGACAGCGGCCCCAUCAGAUUAGCAAGCGGUGGCAAUCUGACAGUGGGCAUACUGGUGGCUCUCCUCACCGUCCUGGGAGCGGUUCUGAUCAUCUGCAUCAAGAGGAAAGCUCUCCUGGGCCUGCUCUUCACCAGUAAAAAGAACCCAAUGGAGAAGCUCAGAUCAGUCAGCGCUGCGAUCAGCGGACCAUCCGCUUUGAACCAGCCCCCGCCAUUCAGCACGAUGUCUCCAUCGCGACCGGCCCCGCCUCUGCCUCACAGCGCCGCCAUCUUCAAGCCUCAUCACCGAGGGCCAGAGGCGGCGCUCCCACCGGCCUCCUACCCGUCCCACAGCCUGCGCAGACUUCCCCAGUGCCCCCCGGUUCACCUCAGCCACCCUGUCCCACUGUCUCUCACCCUGUCCCUCUCCCCCGGCCCCGGGCUGGCGAGACCCCCGCUGCCUCCACCUCACAUCCACGUCGCACCAAGGGGGGCGUCCUUUCGAAGUGCGUCCCGCCAUAACUCCUGCAGGAUGGUCAUGGAGUUGGAGAAGCCCAGUCCUCCUCAGAAACCCCUUCCUGCCAAUCCCAGGAGCUCUCGUCUGGGUCGAAGUUCCUCUGUGAUCCAAGGGCCCGCCGCUUCUGUUUGCGGCCCUGUCUCAACACCUGGUGUGCCCAGACCUGUGCGCCCUGUCCCGCACCCCAACAGACCCAGUCCCAAGCAGCCACCAACACUACCAAAGCCUUGCAUAAUUGCCAACGUCAAAUACAGCAGCUGAGACUUUGGCCCAAAGGGGGACGAUGUUGU